This is a messenger RNA of Lethenteron reissneri (Far Eastern brook lamprey), 2672 nucleotides long. It is a transcript of the gene THOC5, whose product is annotated as THO complex subunit 5. The record is from RefSeq and is a predicted model, not a curated record. Gene Ontology annotation, molecular function: mRNA binding. Lineage: Eukaryota; Metazoa; Chordata; Hyperoartia; Petromyzontiformes; Petromyzontidae. Gene Ontology annotation, cellular component: THO complex part of transcription export complex. Gene Ontology annotation, biological process: mRNA export from nucleus.
UGAGCCGAUUACGAAAGGAAUCGGAUCGCGCGAUGUCGGACAAGAAGCGCAAGGGAAAGGCUCCUCGGGGAGGCGGCGGCGGCGGCGUCGGCGACUCCGCGGCGAGCGGCGGCGUCGCUGUCGGCGCCGACCGAGACCUGAAGAAGCCGCGGGUCGAGGCCGAGCAGGUCCCUCCCUCCAGCUCGCUCCGCUCGGACACACGCGUGGUGCUGGUGGAGGUGACCCGUGUGUACAGCGAUGAAGCGGACGUGGAGACGCGGGAGCCCGAGGCCGACGAGCUCCUCUACGCGGACACGUGUCGCGAGCUGCAGCGCCUCAUGGGUGAGGUGGACGAGCUCAAGUCCCAGGGCAUGCGGCAUAAUGCCCCCGAGAUAGAGGAGCGUAAAACGCAGGUUUGCAUCCACUUCAUGACGCUGAAGAAGCUGAACCGACUGGCGCACAUUCGGUGCAAGAAAGGCCGGGAUGCUACUUACGAGAACAAGCAGAAGGUGGACGCGCUGCACCUGCAGCUGCAGAACCUGCGCUACGAGGUCAUGCAUCUGCAGAAGGAGAUCACCAAGUGCCUCGAGUUCAAGUCCAAGCACGAAGAGAUCGAGCUUGUGUCGGUGGAGGAAUUCUACCGGGACGCGCCCCCCGAAAUCUCCAAGGAGGAGAUCACAAGCAAGGAGCCGCACCUGCAGACGCUGGCACGGCUCGACUGGGAGCUGGAGCAGCGGAAGAGGUUGACGGAACAGUACUCGGAAUCGAUUGGCAGCAAAGACAAGAUAGCCAAGGAUAUCGAGGUGAAGAGGGAGCAUCUGAACAACCUCUACCCACAGCUCAAUGCUGUCCUGCAGGCCACAGUGCCCUUGCAGGAGUGCCUGGCCAUGCCCUUCGACCAGACGCACAAGCAGGCAGACGUGGCGCGACACCUUCCCGCGCCUCUCUACGUGCUCUUUGUGCAGGCCAGCGCCUAUGCUCAGGCGUGCGCAACACGGCUCCCAACGGGCUCAGAGCCCCCGGGGAAGGACAAGCGCCUCUGUGUGAGCGUGGAGGGAGAUGUUGACGAGGCCAAAGCUCUUGCCAAGCAGACGGAGGAGUCCCCAGACGAUGAAAGCGACUCCGACCAAGAAGAGGAAGCGCCACAGACGAAGCGGCGCCGUGCGACGCUGGGCGUGAAGCUUGAGGACAAGCGCAAGCAGCUGCUGCGGAGGCACCCGCUCUGCGUGGCUCUGGACAUCUCCUGCAAGGCCAACAAGAGUACGCUGCACCUGCAGUUCCGCUACCUCCCGGCGCUGCACGUGGUGACGGUGAAGGCGCGCGUCGGGGCGAGCGAGCAGCCCUCGUCCAUCAGCGGAGGAAACGAUGUCCCUUGCGGUACGUCAGGGGAGCAAACUCACCGAGGCGCAAACACGGCGCCCCAGCGGAGCAGAGACGCAAAGCACACACAGCCCAAGCAGAGCAACGGGGACCUCUUGACUCCGGACAGCCUGCUGACGUGCCUGUACCCGGGCGACCACGGCAACGACAGCCCCAACCCUGCCAACCGCUUCCACCUGCAGCGACUGGGGAUGGAGUCCCUGGGCAGCUACGUGCAGGAGGUGGGGCGCCCGUACGUGUGGGUGCAGUGGCUGGCAGGACUCCACUUCCCUGCUCAGCCCACCGAGCAGAGCGUGUCGGCGCAGAGCGUGCUGAGCGCCAGCCACAUGGAGACGACGGUGAGGCUUCUGCGCAUGCGCCUGCUGGGCCGCCUCGCCCUGCAGCGGCAGUUCGCUGCCCUGGAACACUGCAUCUUGCCAGUGUCGGCCGAGAGCCAGCCACUCUUCCCUGCCAAGAUGGUGUCACGCCUCAUACAGUGGACCGCCUCCACCUAUGACGAGUACAAGGUGCUGCCGUACACCCGCCACGUUGUGGAGGCCGGCCUGGCCCAGGAGAGUGACCUCUACUUCAGCGCUCUCAUCGAGCGCGGCACCGCCAAGCUGCGUGUUGCGGUGCUGCUCAGCCCGAGCUUCCCGAGCCCGGCGCCCAUCCUCAGCCUCUGCCUCAGCUGGAAUGGGGAGAGGAGCAGCCAGACGGACGACAACAUCCGUGCGAUCGAGAGCGAGGUGUGUGUGCAUGCGGGCGAGCUGAUGGGCCCGAAACCUGGCUACGAGCUGCUGACGAACCAGCUGGCGCGCAUCUGCGCCUGCCUGGACGUGUACCUAGAGACGUGGAGCCCUGACGUCAGCGUGGAGGGCCCUCGCGAGUUCCCCAGGGACAAGAUGUGCCUGCGUCUCAGCCGAGGGCCCAACCGCCUCAAGCCCUUCAAGUACAACCCUCGGCAAGGCUUCUUCACGCACCGCUGAGUGACGGACCGCCCGACACACGGCCCCGCAUCCCCCCAUCCAACGUUGCAUCCUCACUGCAACUCCGCGCGUGUCAGCUUGCCCAAGCUUGGGAAGGUUAGGACAAGCGGCAGGAUUUGUUAGGGUCGAGGGUUAGGGCUAUCACUGCCAGCAGCCAUCCAUCCCACUGAGCAGUCAGAUGGUUUAGGUUCGCGUCAAGAGUUUGAGUUAACGUUGGGUUUUGUAUAAACUAAGGCUGGGUUAGGGAUAGAGCUAAGGCUGGGUUAGGGGUGGAGCUAAGGCUGGGUUAGGGGUGGAGCUAAGGCUGGGUUAGGGGUGGAGCUAAGGCUGGGUUAGGGGUGGAGCUAA